ACUAUUAGUUUUUUUUUUGGAAUAUAUGUGUUUUUAAAUUAUAUUCCAUGUUAUUGACUAUAAUAUAGGAUGGUCCCAAAACCGUGUGCCAUAAGGUCAGUGCACUCAGUCCAUCGUAUACUAUGUCCGUCACAUAGAAAUUUGUAUUUCUGUCCAAAGAAUUUGCAUCGAUCCGCAAUAAUGCGGGCAGAGAGAUGUGAGUUUGAGGCAUUUCAAUCAGGACAUUGUUCGGGCACUAUGGAAGAUGUUAAAAGGAAAAUUAAAAUAAGAAUUGGAUUGGAGCCGGGUUAUCAUCUAAUACCAAGAUGCCGGUCGGGCUUGCUGAAAUAUCAACCGAAAAGAGAUGAUUUACCAUAUCGCUGUAUGAGAGAUUCAUUCACUACGGCAGUAUUACCGAAUAGUUCAAUUACAAAGCGAGAGCGUUACGUUAAUCACAUGGGACAAGUGCGAGUUGGAGCUUUAAUGGAGGACCUGGACAUGUUUGCAGUCUGGAUCUGUCAUCGUCAUGUCAAGGUGCCGGCUUUACCAAGAGGCAUACCGCUUCCCUAUGUAUUUGUAACGAUGCUGGUUGACAAGAUUGAUUUUUACAAUAUCCACAACGUUGAUGCUAAUGAGGACAUUGAACUAUGUGGACAUGUAUCCUGGGUUGGCCUCAGCUCCUUAGAGAUUACGAUAUAUAUGCAACAAAAACUUCGCACGAUUACCAAAGCGAUCCUCAUGAUGGUAUCCCGCAAUGCCACGAACACUAGAGCUGCUCCUGUUAAUCUCCUUAAACCUGAUGGCAAGGAGGAGCAACAUUGCUUCGACGACGCCAUUAAACGACAAAAGAGAAGGCGAGCCAAGUACUCCAAUCAAUCUUUAAUUAAUCGACCCUCCAUAAACGAUGAAAUGCUAAUGUUUGAACUGUAUCGAAGAACGAAUGGCACGGAUAUUGCCAAAGAGGAGUUACUGGAGGAGCCGCCUAACUGCAGCUGGAUGUCCAAAUCUUCUCAGACAACCAUGUUGCAUCCAUUCCCCGACAGUCGCAACGCACAGAAUAACAUAUUCGGUGGCUAUCUCAUGCGCAACGCUGUCGAGCUUAGUUUUAUUACGGCCAGCAUUUAUUCGAGAUCUCGACCAUAUAUCGAAUGUAUCUUGGACAUUGCCUUCUUCAGUCGCAUUAAGGUUAAUUCCUUUAUUAAAAUCACGGCCUAUGUGGUGUACACUUAUGAAAAGUAUAUGCAACUUUUAACAGUUGUCCAGGUCAUGAAUGCCAACAACUUUGAGGAGUUUACCACAAAUACCUUUCAUCUAACAUAUUCAGUGGAUCAGCCAGUUAAAGAGGUACUUCCAUCCACCUACCAGGAGACCUUGUGGUAUAUUGAGGGACGCAAAAAAUUUCUUGAUUUCCAAAGAUUGAGGAAUCAACGUCAAUCAGAGACAGUAGAUUCUGAAUGCAACUGAGGAAGGAAUUACUCAAAAAUUACAUGGAUAUACAUUUUUUUGAAUCCAAAUUUAAAUUAUCAGUAGCUGAGAGCAUAUUGGGCUUAAUUAAUUACGCAAUAAGUGCACUUAGUUUGGGCAAUGAAAGCUUAUUUCAAUUUUUGUUUUAUUGAUAAUAUAGUUUAAUUAAUUGCGUAA
Molecule: messenger RNA, 1620 nt
Organism: Drosophila innubila
Lineage: Eukaryota; Metazoa; Arthropoda; Insecta; Diptera; Drosophilidae
Product: acyl-coenzyme A thioesterase 9, mitochondrial
Exons: 3
Coding region: 70-1443 (457 amino acids)
Biological process (GO): acyl-CoA metabolic process
Cellular component (GO): mitochondrion
Molecular function (GO): fatty acyl-CoA hydrolase activity
Source: RefSeq, a predicted model, not a curated record